AUGUCGUUCGACGCUGAUAUGUCUAUAAUUAGUGAGCUGAGAUGGUUGCAAGACGACGAACUUUUCGCUCUGUCUCUACAAAACGAGAUCGAGGCGGCGGAGGCUUGCAAAUGGCUGAGAGCCGCGGGUUUCCCUCAAUACGCACAGAUGUACGAAGAUCUGCAGUUCCCAAUCGACGUGUCAGGCGUUCAGAACGACCACCCGUUCCUCGAUGCCGACUCGCUUCAGUCGCUCUUCCGACGGCUGACGGCGCUCAACCGCUGCGCCAACAUGAAGCUGGAACACCAUCACCAGAAGAGAUCGAACGACUCAGAUGAUGAGCAGUGUGCGCUGAGCGACAAGUGGCAGUAUGAGCGCAAGUCGCGGCGAUGGUCGCGCGUCGUCGAAAUAACACCGCAGGCGCAACGAAGAUUACAGGUGAUAGCAGCUAGAGCAAUAGCGGAAAGGGAGGCGAGAGAAGCGCGAGGAGAACUUGAAGACGACGAGGAUGAAACUCUUCCCACCAUUAGGGUGGGGCUGGUGGAUUCAGAUGGCCACUACACUGAUGUUGAACCAGACUUGUUAACGAUUCCCGGCCAACCUAUGAUCCAGUUACCAAGCGACAAAGAAGAUGAGGAAGACACAGGCACUCGCUUCAGGCGAACCGGUUCCGAAAGACUGCGAGACGGUGCCAAAGCCCUUCUCCGAAGAGUGGAAUCCCUCAAAACUAGAAGAAGAAAACGACAAAACCGUACAGAAGUCAUAGUUUCCUCACCGCAUUUCUUAGACGUCCAAACAGAUAAAUAUCCAGAUUUGAAUUAUAUAGAUAUGACUCCCACCACACCGACAGCCUUCCCGUUUCCAGAUUUUAACAAUUCUCCCGCUCACGCGCCCGCCAUCAGAACACAGCCUCCAUCUCCAAUGACAAUAAUGCCACCAUCACCUAUUGCUCCUAUAGCCUCUAUAGAACAAUCCUUCAUCUUAAAUGCUCCGUUCGGUGACGACUCAAGUUAUGCAUCUGACGGCAGUAUGGGGUCGAGUAACAAAAGCUCAAAAUCUAAAUUAGGACGCGCGAAGAGGAUCUUUCAUAGAGGAGUCAAAAAUGACGAUAGCGCGUUAAGUGACUCGGAAUGCCAACCUGCUAGUUGGAGACAUAAUUAUUAUAGGGAUCAUAAUACUCAUCAUAAUACAGAAGUAUACGUAGGACCUCCUUCACCAGUGGAACUAAAACCAGAUCCCGAAAUCUUGAGAGAGGUUCAAAAGUCGCCCGGUCACACGGCGCACCGACGUCAAGCCAUAAGAACAAGCUCUCUAAACCUCGGGAAGGACGGCCAAAAAUUGCGAGAUAGAAGCCUGAAAAGAGACAAGUCUGCAUCGAGGAGCUCCGAAUUAGAGGGGAGUCCUCACUCGGCUGGCUCCCGAUCCCAUGACGGAGACCAAGAUGAUGACGACGACAGUCUGGAUAUGAAAACUAAGAAAAACAACAUCCAAAGGUGGUACUCGUUCAGAACGAGCGCUCUCAAUGGUGGACCUAAAGCAAACAACACUCUUCAACCUACAGCACCUAACCAGAAGGAUCCUGAGGCAUACACGUCGCGCGCGAUGUCGUCGCUGUCGUGCGGGCAGCUGCACGUGCUGCGCAAGCUGGCGCUGCUGCGGCUGACGGCGUGCAUGGAGCGGUACUGCCCCUCACACAAGUCCGGAUGGAACUGGGAGCUGCCCAAGCUCAUACGCAAGAUCAAGACGCCCGACUACAAAGACAAAACUGUGUUCGGAGUUCCACUGACGGUGUCACUUCAGAGAACUGGACAUUCAUUACCAAAGCCAAUUCAGAGUGCUCUAAGUUGGUUGAAGAACAACGCUCUGGAUCAGAUGGGCAUAUUCAGGAAGGCGGGCGUGAAAUCCCGCAUCGCUAAACUGCGCAGCCUCGUGGAAGCGGCCGGGGAGGCCGCCGGCGCCGGAGUGGCCGCCACCGGAACCGGCGCCACGGACGAGUGGCUGGAGGGAGCUCAGGCGCAUGACGUGGCGGACUUAGUGAAGCAAUACUUUAGAGAACUACCCGACGCGCUGCUCACCAACAAGCUCAGCGAGACCUUCAUCGCUAUAUUCCAACAUGUCCCUGAACCGCUGAGGCCAGAUGCAGUUCAAUGCGCACUACUGUUGUUACCUGAAGAACACCUAGAAGCUUUACAUUCGCUUCUCAUCUUUCUGGCUGAUGUGGCAGAACACUCUGAGGUAAAUCAAAUGACGGCAUCUAAUUUAGCGGUGUGCCUCGCGCCCACGCUGCUGCGCCUCCACCACGCGCCGCCGCCGCACGGCAGCACCAAGGAGGGGCAUUCCAACAGGAUGGUGAUAGAGAGCGUUGCGGACCAACGGCAGAUAAGCGAGAGCCGCGCCGCCCACGCGUGCCUGCUGCUGCUCGUGACGCGGCACCGCGCGCUGUUCCUGGCGCCCGCCGACAUGCUGGCCCGCUGCAAGUUCAACUACUUCGAGGAGAGCGUGCCGGUGGCGUUAGAAGAAUUAGGGGCAGACUUCAACCAAGAUUGGAAAGGAUUCCAACAAGCCUGCAUAAAAGCUCUGCUGAAAGAAGCCAAAGAAAAAUCGCGAGGUUGGGUGUCAGUGGGCGCGGGUGCGGCCCACGUGGAGGUGUGCUGCAAGAAGGUGGGCGACGGACACCCGCUGCGGCUGUGGCGCGUCACCACCGACGUGGAGGCGCCGCCCAUGGAGCUGGUGCACAGGAUCCUCCGCGAGCGGCACAUCUGGGACGACUCGCUGGUCCGCAGCCGCGUGGUGGAGAAGCUCGGCACCAACGCGGAGGUGUUCCACUACGUCACCGCCGCCAGCAUCAACCUGCCCGCGCGCGAGUACUGCGUGCUCAGGUCAUGGCAGCAAGGAGGCGGCAGCGGCGGCGCGGGCGGCUGGUGCGCCGUCGCGGAGACAUCCGUCGCGCACGCCGCCUGCACCGGGGCCGGGACCGGGGCUGGGACCGGGACCGGGGCUGGGACCGGGACCGGGGCUGACGGGGCCGCGCGCGGGGUGGUGCUGGCCUCGCGGUACCUGGCGCAGCCCGCGGGCAAGGGCCGCAGCCGGCUCGUGCAUCUGGCGCGCGUGGACACCAUGGGCAGAACUCCGGAGUGGUACAACAAAUGUUACGGGCACAUAUGCGCCCUCUACCUCGCCAGGAUCCGAGCCUCGUUCAAGCACAACACCGAAGGACCAGAGUCGAACGUAUGAUCCAAGCAUUCCGCUUAAGUCUGAGCCCUUAAGGCUUGACUUAAGUCAGACUUCUUUUGACUUUAAAAUUGUAGUUGCCCAGUGUUGUUGAACGAGUCCUUGCGUUCGGUGAUACCAGUCAUCACAAAUGGUGCAGUUAAGCGGCUUUAGUUAUCAACAGACUUUAAUAGCAUCCGCAUUUUACCAGAUUUUAGACUUUCGUGUGUACUGUUUAUGUCCCGAUCUUGAUGACUAAAUGUUUACUUAUUUUUAUUAAAUAAAACUUUGGUGAUAUUAUUUUGGUAUCAGGUCUGUGGGCUAUGGUGACCGCUUACCAUCAGGUGAGCCGCUUGUUUGCCACUCUUUUAACAUAAAAGUAUCCCUUCUUUGGGAUCGUGUUUCUUAUUUUCAAGUUAACACAACUUGGUAAUGUUGUAGAAAAUAAACUUUGGUUUCACAUUCCGAUUCUAAGUACAAUACAUUUAGUAGCUUACCAUUGUAAGCAGCAGCAUAAGAAGCUAAACCGCCGGGAAUAACUUUUACUAAUCUGUGCAUUUGGGAUUUAAACAAAGUACCUAUGUGAUCUUGUCAAAUUUUUAAAUAAUUUAUUGUAGAUCAUGUAGCAGAUCUCACAGAAAGUCUGUAGUCUACAUUGGACAUAGCAACCCACAAAAGAUUUAGGCCUCAAAAGGCUUAGCAUAAGCUUUACCGGAUCAAUUCCAAUAUUAAUGUGUGACCAAAACAUGAACGUUAUUAAAACAAUCUGAUAUUAUUUAGUCUGUAAAUAUAAAGGUUAUGAAUAAAUAAAAAGAGCAUAAUAUUAACUGAACGAUACUUAUUAGGUUAAACUCACCUACCUCUAAUCUUGAAAGGUUCAUUUUGAACCUUAUCCAAUCCCAUUAGGGUCCUACCAAAAAGCCUGACUGCCUAUAUAUAUUGAGAUACUUAGUUUAUUUAAUAUUUAGCUAUAUUUACAGUACUAUUCUAUAUAUUGUACGGAAAAUGCUCAUUGAUAUAGAAACUGUUAUCAAAUUAUAUAUUAUUAUUAUUAUAGAAAAUUUAAUAAUUAUUAUACCUUAGCUUUUUGAUAAUAAAACACAUUGUGUAUACUUAAAAAGGCAAUAAAUACUUAUUAUGUGUUUAAAUAAUAAUUAUUAGGCAUAUUGAUGUUAAAAGAUGUUGUUAAGAAUAGUACUGAUAACUUAUGUAUUCUCCCCGUGGUGCAUUAAAUGUUCCGAUUCUGUUAACUUUGUAAUUGUUGUUGUUCCUAAUAACUCAUGAUAUCGGAACAAAAUCAGCUAAAAAUAUAACAAAUCCGGAACUUAUAUUAAAUACUUAAUAAAUUAUGUAAUCUCAUUGGAUACUUUAUAAUUAUGAUAAAAUAAUAAUGUCUGUUUUACCAUAUCCUUUGUAAAGUUAUCACACAUAUCACUAGUCAUAUUGUAACAUAAUAACAUUCAAUUUUAAGCACAUUAAUACCGUACCUGUCCUGUGUUCAGGAACAUAGUAUUAAAUUAUUAUCUAAAAUUAAUUGGUAUGUUUCAAUAAUAAUUAUUAAUAGUGCAAGCGUGAAGUACACACAACGUGUUAAAGAAUCUUGAUGUUUUGAAUGUGUUGAAGCGUGUUUUACUGUAAAAAGUCUGAUUGUUGUAAAUAAUAAUAAUAAUGAAUAGUAACGACCAUCACAAUUUUUUAAACUUUGUUAAUAGUUAACGUCUCAUUGGAGUGUUUCAUAAAGAAAGUAUAUAUAAAAUUUUCAAAAGAUGUAUCAACUUAAUAAUUAAAGUAGCUAUGCAAAAAUAUGUAUUUUUGAUGUCUCCAAAUUUUAUCAUUAGAUUUGAUUACAACUGAAAGUAUUUGAAUUAUAAUUAUUAACGUUAGAUAAUAUGUUUAAAGAGUUCUUGUGAAUUUAUAAAAUAAUGUAAAUAAAUCAUUAUUAAUAAUUAUAAAACAAUUAUAUAAAAUAUUGAGAAUUAUUUAUGUUUUAACAUUAUGAAACACUUCACAAUAUUGUUCCUUGCGACGGAAUAAUACAUGCCAAAUAUCACAAAUGAAAAUUUCUUUUAUUGUAAAUAAAUAUAUAAUAUUAUUAUAAAUUAGAAUUAAUGGAUUCUGUAAUCUCUUUAAGUAUAACAUUUGUUAGUUACCUUCGAAUCACAAAGUUUUGGUGCAAAAUGUGGAUAUUAGGAUUAUUUAUGAAUACAUUAUUAAUAAGACACGUUGCAAAAAUACAAUAACAUUGUCAUAAUUACUGUUCACUAGAUUGUUACCUAAAAUAGUAAAUAAUAUACUUGCAAUCGUGGCUUUCACUUACAUUAAAUUAAAAUAAUAUUAUUUACGUCUACUUCUUUUAUUCUUGAUUGAUUACCUAUUCUUUUCUUUAAACACUUAUUUAUGUAUUGUACUGUAUCGUUUACUUAUCACAUUUCCAUAGUACAAGCUAUGCUUAAGUCGUCCCAAUUAAAGUAAUUUUAUAAGCUUUUUAAGAGCUCAGCAACAUCACUUGUAACAACUGAUCAAGAAUGUAAUUUUAGUGUCGCAAUUUUGACAGACGUAAGACUGUAACUGUAUGAUUUGCAAUGGGCGCCAUCUCUAGAGACGGUGUGAUCCUGGGGGCCAUUUGCCUAACGGAAUUGCUUUGGAAAACGCUAACGCUUUCGAUUUUAUGUUGUUAUUUCUGACCGCCGAAGGUUUUCAAAUACCUCACGCUCAUUUUUUUUAAUAUUCUUAUUACCAAUGCAAAAGAGAAAAAAAGAGCGCGAGGCAUUUGAAAAGCUCAGGCGGCUAAAAAUAACAAAAUUAAAUCGUAAGCGUUAGCGUUUCCCAAAGCAUUUCCGUUAGGCGAUUGGCCCCCUGGUUUCUGUUGCUUAAAGCCGUACAAAGUAUUCGCAUUUAUUUAAUUACCUAUUUAUUUAAUACAAAUAUUCGUUACAUUUGGUAAUAAUAUUUGUUUUUUACUUAUUGUUUUUGAGGUGCUGUUCGUUGAAGUGCAAUUUCUUAGAAAUAAAGUCUUUUUUUUUUAAUUAUAACUUGGUGUCAAUUUUUCUGAUUUCCACAGCAUAAAAUACUCCUGUAGGAAGUUAUAUGUUUAUAUAGAAAUAUUAAAACAUUGCUUUUAUGUUUCAAUAUGUUCUUUUAAAAUAUUAUUUCCUUCAAAUAUAUAAAAGGAAAUAAUAAACAUGUAGUUUUUAAAGAACUCUUCGUAAUAUGUAUUAUAUUCCAUUUAUUAAUUAAGAAUAUAUAAACAAACGUAACAGUAAAAACCCGAUUUAAACUAAAUGUAUUUAUGUAAAUGAAUCUAAGUAAGUUAAGCCACGAUUGAAUAUUACACACAUAUUGCAGGCCAGUUUUUGAAAUCUUAUAAAAUAAUAAUUAUUAUAUUAUUCAAAAUGUUAAUGAAUUUUAUGGCAUUUGUGCCGCACACAUAGAUAAAUUUUGAAUGCACAAUACGUUGGGUAUCCGCGUGGGUUACGGAUACACACGUAGAAUUAAAAAGGUAAUAAUAAUUUCAAUAUUAUUUUGCAAUCAAAAUUGAAAUUGUGGUAUAAAGUUAUAGUAUGUCAGAGUCACUAAUUUGUUACUCCUCGACCAACACGAAAUUUUGACCUCAUAAGGAUGUGGCUAUGAAAGCAAGAUUUAUGAAAUCAAAAAAUAAAUGAUAUCAAAUCAAAAAAUAUUUAAAAAGUUGGCAUUUCUCUUAUAAGUAUUAUACGUGUAUUUACGAAUGCCCAAACAUGAACUUUCAUAGAUCCGUGAUCGUGUCACCAUCGUCAAAUUAAGAAUGGAAGAGGCCAGGGGUUCAAUUGCUUAACGGGAUUGCUAUGGCUAUCGGUAUCGCUUUCGAAUUCAUUUUCGUAUUUCUGACCGCUGAAGGUUUUGAAAUGUUUUGAAAGUUUUAUUUUUCUUUUGCAUUGGUACUAACAAUAUUAAAGAAAAUGAGCAUAAGAUAUUUGAAAGCCUUCGGGGGUCAGAAAUAAUAAUUUUAUAAAUUGUAAGCGAUAGCCAUAGCCAUCCCGUUAUGCAAUUGACUCCCAGUUCGUUCUUACGACCGCUAGGAGCGCUGCUUAGUUUACAUAGAAACUUUGACGAUGCGAUACGAUUACGCAGCUAUCAAAUUUCAUGCUUGGAGUACUGGUAAUAAACUACUCAUUGAAUGCUUUAUUUGUUUGAAAGAAUACAGGGUAUUACAUAAAUACAAAUAAAGCUUGAAGGGCGUUAAGUACAUCAUAUGAGGAGUCUUCUCUAAUUUUCUUAAAAUAUUUGUAUGAAGUUUUAACUUUUUAUAAAAACAGUUAUUUUUAAUGAUCCUCGAACUAGUGACGUGGCUUAUAAUUAUCGAUAUUUUUAUUAAUCAUUAAAAAUAACUGUUUUUAUAAAAAGUUAAAACUUCAUGCAAAUAUUUUAAGAAAAUUAGAGAAGAUUCCUUAUAUGAUGUACUAUAGAACUUACAUAAUACAACUCUUGAGGCGGCCAAUGUUUUUUCUGCCGCUUGGACCAUUUUUUAGCUGUCACUGCAGGCAGACUGAGCUCAGCUCAAACUCAGCCUCAAGAGGCAAACAUUCAUUAUUGUCAUAGACACAUCUCAAUGAGCGCAUAAUUUUAUAGUUAAUUUCAUGUAGUCUGGGAACGAUAAUAAAAGUUGUCAAGCCACCGCAUACCAUGUCCUUUCUGUAAAUUUAUUGAACAGAAAUUAUUUAUUGUGCAAUUUACAAUAGACAAGUAAAUGAAAGAAUUUGCAAUAAAGUAAUUAAAAUGUAUAGGCUACAGGUGCAAAGUGCUUUAUAUUAAAGGAAUAGAGUCCAAAUACGCCGCAAUGAAAAAAUCAAAUGACAUUUUAUAAAGUAUGCGGCUUGGACGCAAGUAAAUCUUUCUGUAAAAAUAAUUACCAAAUCGGUACUCUAAUAUUUAUUAUUUGUUUAUCAAAAUUGAAGCUCGAUGGCGCAGGUGGUAAGUGCGUUGGGCUACGAUCGUUAAAGUUAAGCAACAUUCUCAGUGAUCUGUCAUUGGAUGGGUGACCAAAAAUCUUCUAUCUCGAGUUCCUCCGUGCUUCGGAAGGCACGUUAAGCCGUUGUUUCCGGCUGCAUCUGCAGUCGUUAGCACUGGGCCCGCGUGGUGGGUCAUGGCCCAAUCUCCCUAGUCCAUCUAUAGGAAAGGCCUGUACCCAAGCAGUGAAAACAUAGGCUAAUGAUGAUCAAAAUUGGGAAUUUUUAUGGAAACUACCUAUUUAAUUACCAUAAUUGAAGUAUACUCUAAUUUAUUGUACCGAACAUCAAAGGUUUUAAAACAGUUUUAUAGUUUUGUCAUUCCAUAGCCUGUAAAUUAGAAAAACAUCACCAAAAAUAUAAAAAAGGAAUUUUACCAACUCUUCACCUACAAUAUUUAUGGUGAAAUAAUAAUUACUACAGUUCUUUUAGUGUAGGCAAGUGAAAUAUUCAAUCGUUAAUACUCCCGUGUCUGUUAUACUGUGUAAAAUAAAACUAAUGCAUUGUGAUUUAUUCUUUAUGAAAAUAUAUGGACCAUUAUAUUAAAACGAUCAA
This is a messenger RNA of Chilo suppressalis (striped riceborer), 8729 nucleotides long. Lineage: Eukaryota; Metazoa; Arthropoda; Insecta; Lepidoptera; Crambidae. The record is from the annotation of a GenBank genome assembly.